ACACAACACCGGUGUUAUGUACUUCUACUUUAAAUUAUACUUUAGUCUCAUAUUUAUACGACGCAUUAUCUGUACAGUAGAUACAUGCACUUGUUCGUUAGCGUUAAAAACUUUACUGAUCGGGUUUUUGUUGUUAGGAACGUUGUUUUCUUUAAGCUUUAGCUAAACGUUAGCUAGUACCGUUAGCUCAGUGAGCUGGUUUGCAAAGUAUCUUGUUAUUCACAUCCAGCCUGAGUUCUCCUCACUGCUGUCAGUGAUGCUCCUACUGUGGGUGAGACCAGUAACAGGACUAAUCAAACUGAGUGAAUGAAUUCUAAAGAAAGUGAGGACGCAGCACAGAAGACCAGGACAGACAACACAGGUGAGAAAAUGGCAGAGGCGUCUCCUCGAGACACAGAAGACCAUUCCACCAAAGCCAAGAAAUGCAGCCCUGCGUCUGAGAGGCAAAGAAGAGAAAGCAGAGCUCGAGUGAACAUUGGAAACGCUUUGGAAAGGUGGCGUGAUGUGAAAGCAGCAAAAGGAUUCAAAAGUGAUAGAGAAUUGGCCCUGUGUCUCCUGGAUAAAGUGAAAAAAUCACCUUCCACAUCGACUUCCUCUGGAGCCAGAGAUAAAACGCUACAAUUCUCCCUGUCUGAAGUGAAGAAUCUGAUCCAGCAGGAGGUUCGCAGUGAAGUGAAAAGGAAUGAAAACAAGCUGCAGGAUUUAAUAGAGACUGUUCAGGAUCUGGAUCAGGCAGUCGACUACGAAAGAACCAUCCAAAAGUUGGAGGCUCGAAUCAACACGUUGACGAAGAGAGCAGAAGCAGCUCUCGUCCACAUGACAAAAACACAGAACAAGAGACCACAGCAACCUCCUGGUAACAUGGACGUCGUCAGGAUGGAUUCUGGGAAUGAAACUAUGGAAACCAUGUCACAGACAGACGAAAAGGAUUUUGCAGAGUUCUUUCAUGAGAUGAAAACCACUGAAAAGGCCUUGAAGAAGAUGCAUGCAGAUAAUGAAGAUAUUAAGGCUGCCAUGGCAACUUCUUCAGCUGUCACUGCUAAUGAGUCUCCUAAGUGUAAGGAAAAUGUCAAGUUCAUAAAGAAAUGGCCAGAAGCCGAGGAGCAAAAAGAAAAGAAAACUAACUGGCCCAAGAAGAAUAAAGAGCCAAAGACUGAGAAAGAACAAUGUCUCUCCUCUAACAAUAGUAAAACUCCCAAGGACUCAGAUCAGGACAAGCCCUCGUAUCCUCCUCUUCCCCCUACUCCUGUCCCCUCCACCCUGAACAUGGAAGCGGCCUCAUACAACAUUCCCCAGAGACUAGAUGUACAUCUGGCCCUCAUCAGGGAGCCCCCCGGCCUUUCUGUGCUCUGGAAGGUGGAGGAAGAAGACCCUUGUGCGGCGCCCGUGGAGAGUUACAGCGUCUACAUGGCUGUAGAGAAGGUGAAGGGGAGCAGCUUCUUCCCAAAGUGGAUUAUGCUCGGUGAACUGAAGGCCAUCCAACUGCCCAUGUGUGUGAUGAUCAGAAAGUACAAGCCGGGGCACAAGGUGUGUGUCGCCGUGGUGGGCAAAGACACGUUUGGCCGGUACGGGUCCUACAGUGAAGUUGUGACCGCAGCCAUACCUGAAUAGUCAGGAGGAGGAUAUGGUGUCAGUAAAGAACCAGUAAAACCACCACUUACUUAAAGGGAGAUUUAGGUACAUUCAUGUUUUUUAUAGUUCAUUUGUUUCAUAUAGCAUCUUUUUCAAGUGCACCGAGUAGUUUUUCCUCUUUUAUUUUUUUAAUUCUUUUUGGGGGAACACACUGAGAAAUCUUUUGCACCCAAAUGUAAAUAAGAUGUUAAUUUUCUUCACUUCCACCAGCAUUAAACCAGAGAGCAGCUUGAUGGCGAAACUAUUGUCUGUUAAGCCUUCAGAUAAACAGCUGAACACUGAAUGUACUUUAAACAAUGUUGAAUGUUUCAAUGAGCCAAUAAAGCAUUAUGGGUUUUUUUCCUAAAAA
Paralichthys olivaceus (Japanese flounder) is the source of this 1981-nucleotide messenger RNA. It is a transcript of the gene atf7ip2, whose product is annotated as activating transcription factor 7 interacting protein 2. The record is from RefSeq and is a predicted model, not a curated record. Gene Ontology annotation, biological process: regulation of DNA-templated transcription. Gene Ontology annotation, cellular component: transcription regulator complex; nucleus. Lineage: Eukaryota; Metazoa; Chordata; Actinopteri; Pleuronectiformes; Paralichthyidae. Gene Ontology annotation, molecular function: transcription coregulator activity; protein binding.